Messenger RNA from Cygnus olor (mute swan), 1691 nucleotides. Its product is annotated as protein-lysine methyltransferase METTL21E-like. Gene Ontology annotation, cellular component: cytosol; cytoplasm. Lineage: Eukaryota; Metazoa; Chordata; Aves; Anseriformes; Anatidae. Gene Ontology annotation, biological process: peptidyl-lysine methylation. The transcript is spliced from 5 exons. Gene Ontology annotation, molecular function: protein-lysine N-methyltransferase activity. The record is from RefSeq and is a predicted model, not a curated record. The coding region runs from base 286 to 1056 and encodes 256 amino acids.
AUGUAUUGCAACUUCUUGUUUAAGUUUUACCUUCUGACAUUCUUUCCCUAUUACUUUUUUUUUCUACUGAGUAUGUGAGUCCUGUGUCUAUUUAUACACAAGCACAUAUGCAUUCUGUUUUCCAUGUUGCUAACAGCUCCUGCUUCCUACUUAUUUUCAUGUGCCACUUUUACUAACUGGUUGUUUCCUUCCCUUCCAGGCUAGUUAAUUCAAGAUCGGUGUAAUUUUUCUUCUCCUUCAGGUAGACAGGCUUGUGUUUUUCUGUCCCAUGUCUUGUGGCAUAGUAUGGAUUUGACAUCAUCGCAACAUAAUCUUCUACAUAAUGAACUAAUAAGAAAAUUAGAAAGACAAGCAGGGGAAAAAGAAGAUGAACAGAUAGUUGCAGAAAUCAUGAGAAGACGUUUUUUUCCUACUGUUAUAACUCAUAAGGCUUGGGAAGGCUUUCACUUUGCUGGCCGUGAGAUAAGGAUUACAGAAGCCACUGACUGUUAUGGGGCAGUUGUCUGGCCAUCGGCUCUUGUUCUGUGUUAUUUUUUGGAAACCAAUUCUAAACAAUACAAUUUGGUUGACAAAAAUGUUAUUGAAAUUGGAGCUGGAACUGGGUUGGUCUCCAUCGUAGCCAGUUUAUUGGGUGCACUUGUGACUGCCACUGAUUUGCCAGAACUGCUGGGAAACCUUCAGCACAAUGUUCUCCAAAAUACUAAACUGAAAAGCAAGCACCGGCCUUGUAUAAAGGAGUUGUCUUGUGGCAUUGAUCUGGAAAAGAACUUUCCCAGAGCUUCGUGUCACUUUGACUACAUUAUGGCUGCUGACGUAGUUUACCAUCAUCCCUUCCUGGAUGAGCUCCUCCUAACUUUUGAUCACUUGUGCAAGAAUGACACUGUUAUUCUGUGGGCUAUGAAAUUUAGGUUGGACAAGGAGAACCAAUUUGUGGGCAGAUUUCAGACACUGUUUGACUUAGAGGUGCUUUCUAAUUUUCCUAGUUUGAACAUUACCUUGUAUAAGGCAAUGAGGAAAGGCAGGAUGAAAGUCAGACCUUCCAAACUGUCCGUCUGAAAAAGAGAUACAUGGGGGCGACAGUCUCAGCUCCUCUGUAGCUUGUUCUCUUUUCAAUAAUUUCCAUGUUAGCAGCUGCCAGUACCUGUAUGAAUGAUAUUUUUAGAGAAAGUUAAAAUAUCAGAUUUCAUCCCUAAAGAAUUGCUAAAUUCAUCUUGUUGUUAGUUUUAUACACAGAAGAAAUGUAUUUCUGAUGCUUUCUUGACUUUUAUGUGCUAAAUUGUCAGCAGUAAUAACCGUCACAAGUCUCACUAUUAUAUCUGUGGGAUGUGUAAUGAAUAUUUCCAAUGUCUUUCAAUUGCAGCUUUGAACGGUGUCUUACAAGAUCAACCAAUCAUUUGAAGAUUUACCACAGUCUUAAGUUUUGUAUUUAAAAGUUGUGGUGUUAAAUCUCAUCUUUCCUCACUCCCACUAUAGUGUGUAAAUCCUUCCUUUAAAGAGCCUUUACAGGACAUUAAGUUAACUGAAAGGAAAAAUGGGAGAAAUACUGUCAUAAUAAAACGAGAGAAUAUAUUGGUUACUCUGAUUUAAUGAUUAUGCUUUCCUCCCCUUCCACUUUACAUUUAGAUUCAGGGAUUAUUCAACAGACAGCUGCACACAUGAGGCAACAGGGAGUUAAAUGUUUUGUUGCUUGC